CUGACACGUCACCCCAAACACUGUCAAGUACUAUUGGAUGAAGUGGAUAAAUUCUGUGAGUGGACGGAUGGAUUGAGGACAAAACCAAGUAAAUGUCACUGUUUGUGUCUUGGUAGGCGGAAUACAAGAUACACCUCAUACGAUCCGGGACUAUCGAUAGGCGGUCAAUGCGUUUCUACGGUUACGGAAGAUGCACCAUUCAAGUUUCUCGGUCGUAAGAUUGAUAAUAUAGGUCGUACUCCAUCUUUAGAAGGAAUAGUAGAUAGCUUUUUAAAUGAUCUUAACAAGGUAGAUAGCCAGCAGAUCAGUAACGUAAAAAAAGCAUGGAUCUACGAUAAUUACUUAACUUCACGUUUGAAUUGGCCUUUCCUCGUCUAUGAUUUUAGUAAAACCCUUUUAUCUAAAUUAGAUGCAGGCGUCAUAAAGAUGUUGAAGUUGUGGCUCGGGCUCGCGCUAACGGCUGAUUCAUCGGCUUUAUUCAGGGAUCGUAAUAGUUUUGGGAUGAAUCUAAAAAGACCAUCGGAGCUCUACAAACACCUAAGAGUUUCCAAGAGACAUAUCCUGGGAAAAUCCCAUGAUGACGUCGUUACAUCACUCCCAAAAGACAAUGAUGCCCCAGAGCUAGAGUCACGACUUCAAUUCCAUAAACAAUUUAUGAUCGGAGCGCAAAAUAACAGAGUAGGGUUAGGAUCAAGUAGGAAAGUCCAAGAUACGGAUAUAUUGAAGUCUUUUAUUCGGCAAGACGAGAACGAUAAAUACAAGAUCCAUGCAAUGAGUUUAGAAAUGCAGAACGAGUGGUUAGACAUAGGAGAUUUUUGCAUUCCACUAGCACUAAAAUGGCGCACCCUAAUUCAUGACUGGUCGCCAGCCUUGCUAAAAUUUUAUCUCAAUGCGUUCCAGAUGACUCUCCCAGAUCAGAGUAAUUUAGUAAGAUGGGGUAAAGGUACCGAAAAAACUUGCUAUAUCUGCGGAAAGGCAGUUGGAACUGCCAAGCAUUUGCUGGUGGGAUGUAAGGUUCUCCUGGACAGCGGUCAAUACUCGCGUCGUCACGAUAGGGUUUUAGAGAUCAUACGUUUUGUGAGAGAGGGCACCAGGGCUAUAAAAUCAAACGUCAAGCCUUACUCUAUCCUUAAAGCGGCUUCGGAUUGGACUAUCAUGAUGGAUACGUAUGAGAAACAAUACAAAAUCCCCGAGGAUAUUUGUGCGUCGGCCUCCAGACCAGACAUAUUUCUAUAUUCGCGUAUUUUAAAGCGCGUUGUGAUGAUAGAGCUUACGGUGCCUUGGGAAACCAACAUCCCCAAAGACCAUGCCAUCAAGGUCAAUAAGUAUUACGAGCUCACUAACGAACUAACUCGAAAUAGGUUCGUCGUUGAUUUGUACGCGGUAGAGGUGGGAGCGAGAGGUAUAACAGCUAAAUCUCUCUAUAACCUACUAAAAGACUUGGGCCUGUCCAGAACUAACAUUAAUUCAUUCUUAGAACGUACGUCGAAGGCAGCCCUAGUAGGUUCUUUUCAAAUUUGGUUAGGUAGGGAGAGGAACUUGGACAGUGGAGGUGAGCGUAUAACGCGCGUUAGUUAA
Messenger RNA from Danaus chrysippus (African queen), 1578 nucleotides. The record is from the annotation of a GenBank genome assembly. Lineage: Eukaryota; Metazoa; Arthropoda; Insecta; Lepidoptera; Nymphalidae.